This is a messenger RNA of Saccostrea cuccullata (small rock oyster), 743 nucleotides long. RefSeq lists its product as uncharacterized. The record is from RefSeq and is a predicted model, not a curated record. Gene Ontology annotation, cellular component: membrane. NCBI's taxonomy places the organism in Eukaryota, Metazoa, Mollusca, Bivalvia, Ostreida, Ostreidae. The transcript has 3 exons. The annotation marks the transcript as partial. Gene Ontology annotation, molecular function: amino acid transmembrane transporter activity. Gene Ontology annotation, biological process: amino acid transmembrane transport.
GCCAGUUGCGGUAGGAGCAACACUUGCUACAGCUGUUGCCUGUAUUCUUCUUAUCAUCAAAGUUGCUUUAGAUGAGGGAACAUACGACCCCAUACUACACUCAAAGACAGAGUUCGAGCCAUUUUUUAUGGCGUUUGGGACAAUUGUGUUUGCCUUUGGAGGCCACCCUGCCUUCCCAACCUUCCAGACAGACAUGAAGAAACCCAGUGACUUUAAGUGGGCGGUGACACUAGGAUAUAUAAUUGUGAUGUUGAUGUACCUUCCUAUAUCCACCAUUGCGUACUUUGUCUACGGCAAGAAUGUCAGUUCGAACAUUCUCCUAAUGCCUAAUGGCGGGAGCCUUAAUCAGGUCGUGGAGGUCAUGAUCACGCUUCACUUACUUCUCGGUCUGUUGAUUGUUAUCAACCCUUUCUGUCAGGAGCUAGAGUCAUACGCCAGGGUUCCUAAAAAUUUUACGUGGAAGCGAUGUGUAUUUAGAUCAGUGGUCGUAGCCUUCAUACUUUUCAUGGCGGAAACGAUCCCCACAUUUGGCGCCAUUUUAUCCUUAGUGGGCGGAUCCACAGUGACGUUGUUAGCCUAUAUCUGUCCUUCACUGUUCUAUCUCAAACUUAAGUCUGUUCGUCAGGAGGACAUGGUGGAAAUCAUAAAUGGAAACAAGGCUGAUAGUCUUAGUCUACCAGAGGAAGAAAGGUAUAAGGGCGUUAUACAGUAAACGCUAGAUAUAAGGACACCUGUUGUUCCGA